CUCUUCCGGUUCCACGUGUCCUCACGCGACUUAACAAGUUUCACACUUCAAUUCGUACAGCCCCCGUUUGGCCGUUUCUUCUCGGCCAAUCUCAUUUCUCUCUAUCGACUGAUCUCCGAUGAUGUGCUCAGGCUCCGAUUCCGACUAGUACGAUGACGCCAGAAGCCUCCGUCAGGACUUAGCCAAUUCAUCGCCAGUCACCACCAACAGCGUUACUCUCCAAGCCUAUACCAACUCGUGUUUUGGUCGGUUUUAUUGUUUCAAUUGCAGUAAAGCCAUCCGAAUUCGAGAUGGUUAAAAAGCAAGUUCCCGAUUGGCUCAACAGCUCCCUUUGGUCUUCUCCAAUUCCUCCUGCAGAGACACCUUCUCCGCCGCAUCAUCAACAACCACCAGUUCAUCCGCCGUCUACAAUCCGCGGCGAUGAUACCGCUAAUCGCCCCUCCCGUGCCGCCAACAAAUCCACCAACACUGUUACUGAUUAUCCCGUCGACCGCCCGGUGAUCCCCAUGCCUCCUCCUACAAUUAGAACCGAUGCGCGCCGUCAUAAAGCAGAAAUUAGGGAUUCGGUAGGCAGUAAUGUUUACAAUAGUGAUGAAGACAAUGCGAGCUCCGCAGGCAGCUCUACCACAUCUGUCUCCCAUGCUGUAGCCAGCUCUUUGGCUGAUGAUAUUUCUCGCCAAGCACAGCUUUGCCAAGAGCUGUCAAAAAAGGUCAUAAAUAUGGGUGAAGUUCGGAAGCUGGCAUCACAAGGAAUUCCAGAUGGAGCUGGCAUCCGGGCAACAGUAUGGAAGCUACUGUUGGGCUAUCUUCCAAUUGAUAGAUCAUCAUGGCCGUCAGAAUUGACCAAGAAAAGGUCCCAGUACAAACAUUUUAAGGAGGAUCUUUUGAUGAACCCUUCAGAGAUUACAAGAAGGUUGGAGAAAUCAAGUAUUGAUAUUAAUGAACCAAAUGGUGAAGGAAAGGGUUUACUCUCAAGGUCAGAAAUUACACAUGGAGAACAUCCUUUGAGUCUUGGAAAAAAUAGCAUAUGGAAUCAAUUCUUCCAGGAUACAGAGAUCAUAGAACAGAUUGAACGUGAUGUCAAGCGUACUCACCCAGAUUUUCACUUUUUCUCUGGAGACACACCUUUUGCAAAAUCCAACCAGGAAGCUCUGAAAGAUAUUCUCAUUGUAUUUGCUAAACUUAAUCCUGGUAUAAGAUAUGUGCAAGGAAUGAAUGAGCUCCUGGCACCACUCUUCUAUGUGUUCAAAAAUGAUCCCAAUGAAGAAUACGCAGCUGCAGCAGAGGCAGACACGUUCUUCUGCUUUGUGGAAUUGCUAAGUGGAUUUCGGGAUCAUUUCUGCCAGCAACUUGACAACAGUGUUGUUGGUAUCCGUUCUACAAUUACAAAAUUGUCACAGCUUCUGAAAGAACAUGAUGAAGAACUAUGGCGUCAUCUGGAUGUGACAACCAAAGUUAAUCCACAAUUUUAUGCAUUCAGAUGGAUAACUCUUCUUCUUACCCAAGAGUUCAAUUUCGCAGACAGCCUUCUUAUUUGGGACACACUCCUCAGUGACCCUGAAGGCCCUCAGGAAACCCUGCUCAGGGUGUGCUGUGCAAUGCUUAUCAUCGUUCGGAGGCGCUUACUAGCUGGUGAUUUCACCUCAAAUUUGAAGCUACUCCAAAACUAUCCAUCCACAAAUAUCUCCCACUUGCUAUAUGUUGCCAACAAAUUACGCACUAAGCCAAGUGCCUAAACUUUAAUCCACAAAAUUUACUGUGAUAUUACUUCAUGGUGUUUGUUUGGAUACAUAUAUUGAAAAAAAAAGCUAUAUUUUGUAACAUGUAGGGUGUAAAUGUCAGAUUUCUAGCGAGAUUUGUCAUAUAUUCUUUUAUUUCUAUUGCUGCUUGCCCCAUAGCCUUAAGUUUUUUUACUUGUUUCUUUCAACAGUCUGUUACAAAACUUUAUUAUUUAUUAUUUAUUUUUAGAGAAAGGAAGGGAGUUUAUGUUUUCAGUUCUGUUUGGUAAUAAUUAUAGAUUAGAGGAUACUCGGUGAUACUCCCUUCAUCGCAUUUCAUCUUUUCCAGUUACAGAAUUCCUAUCAUUAGUCGAACUGUAUCUUUAUUCUCU
Cuscuta europaea is the source of this 2110-nucleotide messenger RNA. The record is from the annotation of a GenBank genome assembly. NCBI's taxonomy places the organism in Eukaryota, Viridiplantae, Streptophyta, Magnoliopsida, Solanales, Convolvulaceae.